This is a messenger RNA of Rotaria socialis, 882 nucleotides long. The record is from the annotation of a GenBank genome assembly. Lineage: Eukaryota; Metazoa; Rotifera; Eurotatoria; Philodinida; Philodinidae.
AUGGGUGACGUUAUGUUGCCAGGACGUCAUUUAAAUUUACGACAUGGAUUAUAUAAGAUUGAUGGCAUGCUUGGUUUUGGUCUUCAUUCUAAAGUCUACUCAGCACAUAACACAACAACAAAACAAUCCUUGGCCUUAAAAGUAAUUGAUUUGGAACAUCAAAACGUUACUGUAAGAGCAUCAACAAUAUCACGUCGACAAAGUUUUCAAAAAGAACUUCAAUAUUUAUUACGUUUACAAUCCGUUAAUCCAUAUAUUGUUCGUAUCUAUGAUUAUGAUAUAAAAAAUUCCGGUGUUAUUGCUAUGGAACAAGGCACACCACUUCGAUAUUAUUUACCUAAAUAUCCAACUUCAUCGAUACCAAAUUUACCACCGCAAACUGUAAAUCAUUUUUGGCGACAACUUGUUGAUGGUGUAAGAUUUUUACAUCGUGCCCGUGUUGUACAUUCUGAUCUUAAACCAGAAAAUCUAAUUGUUUUACCCGACGGACAAAUACGUAUUAUUGAUUUAGGUAUUUCAUUUACAUUGCCUCGUAUGGUAACAGCUAAACGACGUGUGUGGGCUGGGACACCUGAUUAUAGUGCACCAGAAAUGCAUAAGUCAUCAAGAGGUCUUCCACCUAAAUACGGUUACAAAAGUGAUAUAUGGUCAUUGGGAAUUCUGCUUCAUGAAAUGUCUACUGGUUACCGCCCAUUAUAUGCAUUAAAUAGCAAUUGUGAAAAGAUUUUUUAUUUAAAGCAUUUAUAUCGCGAUCUUCCUAUAGAUAUAAAUGUUUCACCAGGUGUUUAUGAUGCAAUGAAACGAUGUUUACGAUUUAGACCAAAAUAUCGGCCAACAUCAGAACAACUUUCUUUACAUCCUUAUACUGUAAAUGGUUUUUAG